Grammomys surdaster is the source of this 4118-nucleotide messenger RNA. RefSeq names its product regulatory factor X5 (gene Rfx5). The coding region runs from base 164 to 2107 and encodes 647 amino acids. Gene Ontology annotation, biological process: regulation of transcription by RNA polymerase II. Lineage: Eukaryota; Metazoa; Chordata; Mammalia; Rodentia; Muridae. The transcript is spliced from 10 exons. Gene Ontology annotation, molecular function: RNA polymerase II cis-regulatory region sequence-specific DNA binding; DNA-binding transcription factor activity, RNA polymerase II-specific. The record is from RefSeq and is a predicted model, not a curated record.
AUUCAGAAAAAGGAAAAAUAAAAGCAACGCACGAGCCCGCCGACCGGGCACUGUGGGGCUGGGCUGGAGCAGAGGUAGCCACGGGGUAGUUUCUCUUUCUCUCUUACCUAUCUAAUGUCCGUGCUGGAAGGGGACGGUUCCGAGCUCUAGUCCUCAUGCUGGGAUGGCAGAAGAUAAACCUGAUGCUAAGAGCCCCAAGACUGGGGCAAGGCCCCAAGCUGGUGCUGAGGCUGGGGAACCUACUACCCUUCUCCAAAGGCUCCGAGGUACCAUUUCCAAGGCCGUGCAGAACAAAGUAGAGGGAAUUCUGCAAGAAGUACAGAAGUUCUCAGACAACGACAAGCUGUACCUCUACCUUCAGCUCCCUUCGGGGCCUAGCAUUGGAGAGAAGAGCUCAGAGCCAAGUAUACUCAGCAAUGAGGAAUAUAUGUAUGCCUAUAGGUGGAUCCGCAACCACCUGGAAGAGCACAUGGACACCUGUCUGCCGAAGCAGAGCGUCUAUGAUGCCUAUCGAAAGUACUGCGAGAGCCUUGCCUGUUGCCGUCCACUCAGCACAGCCAACUUUGGUAAAAUCAUCAGAGAGAUCUUCCCUGACAUCAAGGCCCGAAGACUUGGUGGUCGGGGCCAGUCCAAAUAUUGCUACAGUGGCAUACGAAGGAAGACCUUGGUAUCUAUGCCACCAUUGCCUGGACUUGACUUGAAGGGUUCUGAAAGUCCAGAAAUGGGCCCAGAAGUAAGCCCAGCACCUCGGGAUGAACUGGUAGAAGCAGCCUGCGCCCUGACUUGUGACUGGGCAGAGCGGAUCCUGAAGCGGUCCUUCAGUUCCAUUGUGCAGGUCGCCCGGUACCUCCUGCAGCAGCAUCUCAUCUCUGCACGAUCGGCACAUGCUCAUGUGCUUAAGGCAGGGGGGCUUGCUGAAGAGGAUGAAAGAGCCCCUCGAGAACGGUCGUCAUGUAAGUCCAAGAAUGGUGUUGAGAACCUGGAAGGUGGAGGCCCUAAGAAACCAGAGAGACCGGCCCAGCCUCCUAAAGAGCUAGAAGCCCGAGCUGGGACUGACCCUCCAGGGCGUGCAGAACGGAAGAAGAGUGUAAUUGACAGCUCAGUUCCAGCAGCCAGUAAGCCACAAGUUAAUGCCCUUGUGGCCCGACUGCCUGUGCUCCUCCCGAGAGCACCACGAUCACUCAUCACACCCAUUUCAGGCACUCUGAAAGUAGCCACGCUGCCUCUGCCCACUAGGGUUGGAGGACCCCAGGCAGCUGUGCCCAUCAUUAACAUGAUCUUACCGCCUGUUCCUGCUUUGUCAGGUGCUGGGCCUGGGCCUGGCCUUGGGCCUAGGUUUGGGCCAGGGCCAGGGCCUGGGCUUGGGGCUGGACCUAGGGUUGGGCCUGGGCCUGGACUUGGGGCUGGGGUCGGGCCAGUGCCUGGGCUUGGGGCUGGGCUAGGGCUUGGGCCUGGGAGAGUUCCACCUAGAGCACCUAUUCUGCCUCGUGGUACAGAGAACAGGGAGGUAGGCAUAAGUGGUGACCCAAAACCCCAUGACAAGGGUGUCAAAAGGACAGCUGAAGUGCCUCUGAGUGAGGCCAGUGGGCAGGACCCACCAGUUAAAGAAAUGAAACACGAAACAGAGGAUACAGUAAGUGAAGCGAAAAGGAAGCGGGGACGCCCUCGAAAAAAGCCAGGGGGGAGUGGGGAGAGAAACGCUACUCUGGAGAAGUCUGCAGCUGCUGUGAACUCUCCCCGAUCCCCAAGGUCACUCUGGGAGACAUGGAGCUCAAAAAGAGAAAACAACUUAGUUGGGAGACCAGAGAGACCAGGGCCAGUGGGUGAAGCUGAGCAGGAAACAGUGCUUGCUCAAGGGCAGGAAGAUGGUGCUGUCUCAAAAGGAGAAAGAAGCUUGAGUUCCCAGGAAGCCAUAGAAGCAGAAGAUAAAAUUCCUCCUUUCACCUCAAAAGUGAGUGUUAUCAAAGGCAGAAUUCAAAAGGAACCUCUUCAGUUGGUAAAGGGAGAAGCUGAUGCUGCGACACAGGGCAACAAAGGGUUAAAGGGGCGUGUACUUCAAAGUUCCCUAACCCAUGAGCAUAAAGACCCCAAAGCAACACCUCCAUGAUACACAGAUAGGUCUGUGAGGAAAGAGUGGCCAUGUUCAUGUGAGCUCUACCUACCUGUCUGGUAGAGGUCCUUCACUGCGCCUGCCUUUCCUCCAGCUAGUCUUUCCCCCAGGGAACCCAUUGGCCUGGCUUGCAUUGUGCUUCAUGGCUGCUUCAGGCCUUUCUAGCUCAGUACUGCAGCUUUAAUACAAACAGUAAAUCUGCAAUGACUUCCCACCUACAUCCCUGCGCUCUCCUGGGGGAUAGGGUAAGUGUGAAUGUAGGUUAGGGAUGUCCUGGCUUCUAAUCAUUGGGAACUUAACUCAAAACUCACUAAAGAUAAAAGCAAUGUAUCCGCUGAUGAAGUUGCACAGUCAAGAGGCAGUCCUGGCUCUAGGUGAGGCUUGAUCUGAUUGCACACUGUGUUUUUCUGCUUCACAUAAUGUAAAAGCAUCCUUAAUUUGGACCACUUCACAGUUGCCAACACUCCCAGGCUUCUGUUUGACCAUUUUAUCUAAGCAGAAAGAAAGGGUAUCAUUGUGCCAGGAAUCCUAGCAAAAGCCCAAAGAUUUGCCAUGAUUAACCAGCCUAUGUCAGGUCCAUCCUUGACCAAUUAGUGUGGCCAGAAAGAUGUUUAUGCAAAUGUGUUUCUAUACAUCACGGACCACCUUUGGGGAAAGGGUGCAAUCAGCCUUCUUACAAUCCCAGGUUCCCCAGAUGGAGACCUGGGAGGACGAUGGGAGAGUCACUGGGGAGCAGCUAACGAUGACUUGGUGUGUUUUAGCUUGCUAAGCUGGGGUGAGCUGUACUGCUGCCUUUCCCCUGAAACUUGCCUCAGCUGUAACUUCUUAUCUCAUUGUAGUCUGGGAAGGAUAGAGAAGGAAGCCAUUCUCUUUAGUCUCUUAAUUCUUACAGGACAGCUUUCCCACCUGUCUCCCAGAACAAGCUCCUUUUAGGGUCUGAAUCUUAUUUUCUCCGAAGCCCUGUUUCCUACCUCCCAAUCUAGUACCACCUUCUCAGAGGACAUACAUGCCCCGUGCGCCCCCGCCCCACCCCCGCCAGUCAUGUCAUUACAUUCAUUGUGUAUCCACCAGAUGUCAUGCUCUUGUCAUACAUGUGUCAGGACCUAGCCAGGACUGUGGGGUUAGGUUGAAUUAACAGAGGAGGUGUUACUGAUGCUGCAAGUCAGGGAGCACCAGCAGGAAGGAUGCAGACACUCCAGAUGUAUCCUUGGGAACAACAGGAAACCAGCCCAUAUUAAUCGAGGACUUACUCUGUCCUCCCCACAGGAUAGCUUCUUGUCAGGGAAUCUUGGUUUUAUUCCCAAGAAGUAGAUUUUCUUUCAGGGAGAUAUCACCCAUUAGUCCAUUUAUUUCCAUGAGAGCAAAUUUUUUUUUAAAAUUAUAAUAUUUGAUAUCUAUAAAGAAAUAUGUACUAUAAAUUAUGAAAUGCAAUGAGUAUCUAUGACCCAUCAUUCAAUUUAUACAUUAAAUGUAUUAGGUUUUUGCCCCCUUGCCUGGCCUCUUUAAUUUUAUGCUCAUUAAUCACUUGUUUAUAUAUAUUGGCCAUGUGUGUAUAUAUUCUUUAAGAAUGUAUUAUUUUAUAUUGCUUGUAUUUUUAGCUUUACAAAAAUGUUGUACUAUGUUCCUUGAGGUUUGCUUUUUUGCACUUCAUCAUUGUUCCUGAGACUCCUCUGUUGUGAUUGCUAUGACUUGUUCAUUUCAUCUGUGUAAUCUCCAGCAGGCAGCUUCCUCAGCCACUCACCUGUGAAUGACAUCUGGGCUGUUUGCAGGCUUUUGUUAUUAUACACAGUGCUGCUAUGAACAUUCUUGUAUAUGAGUGCCUUUGUUUUUAGUAAGAUUUCUAAAGAGGUUUCUAAAGAUGGUCCUGGAUGGUCCUUUUGGUCUGUGUACCCUCUGAGCUGGGGACUAUUGCCUCUUGUCUUACUUUAUUGAAGAGUUUACAUCAUAUAGAAAUGAACUGCUCUUGAAUGUUUGAUAAAAACUCACCUAUAAAGCCAUCUGAGCCUUA